This is a messenger RNA of Carica papaya (papaya), 1038 nucleotides long. RefSeq names its product Calcium-dependent lipid-binding (CaLB domain) family protein. NCBI's taxonomy places the organism in Eukaryota, Viridiplantae, Streptophyta, Magnoliopsida, Brassicales, Caricaceae. Gene Ontology annotation, biological process: defense response. The record is from RefSeq and is a predicted model, not a curated record.
AUGAAGACUUAUGCUGUGGUCUGGGUCGACCCGCUCCGAAAGAUGACCACACGGGUUGAUCAGUUAAACGACGCGAAUCCCAUUUGGGAUGAUAAGUUUGUGUUUCGUGUUGAUGAUAAGUUCUUGUCUGCUCCCGAUUCUGCUUUGGAGGUUGAGAUUUACGCCGCCGCUUGGACCAGAGAUGCUCUCAUCGGAACCGUACGAGUCCUCGUCAGUGAUCUCCUGGCCGUUUCAAAAUCAACCCGGUUCACCCCUAAUCAUAACAAUAAAACGAUGAGAUUUAUGGAGUUGCAGGUGUGGAGGCCCUCCGGUCGGCCACAAGGGAUGGUGACAAUGGGGGUCGCUCUGCUCGACAGCACGCUGCGUAGCAUGCCGUUGGCGACGGAGCAAAUGGUGAGCAGCUUUCGAGGCGAGAAGAAUAUUCAAAACCCUAAACAUAUAAAGGAUCAGAUAGCUCAUAAUUACCACGCCAUUAAUGAAGACAGUGUACCGAGAAGACUACGCCGCUCGCACAGCGAUCAGACGGAGUUAACGACGAGCGAGGUAAGCGGCUGCACGUACACAAAUACGACGACGUCGGCGAUCACCGCGUCGGCGAUUACCGUAUCGGUUAUCCCAUCGGCGGUGGAAAAAGGCGGAGAGAGCAUCGUGAACUCCGACUUGGGACCUUCAGCGUCGGUGGUAGCGGAGGCGAUCGCGAAGGCGAUGUAUUUGAAGCAGAAGGCAGCGGAGACUAGUACUGGAUCAGAAAGCGACGUAGUUGUGAAGACGGAGAAGCAGGAGAAACGUAGGGGUAAAACGGCGUCGUCUUCGAGAGGAAAGGAAGAUCAUAAACAAGAAAAGAGAGAGAGGAGGCGGCGGCGGCGGCGGGAGAGGGAGACCGGACGAGGGCUUUUCUCGUGUUUUGGGAGUGUGUUCGGGCUAGAGAUUUCGAUCACGUGCGGCGGACAUAAGAGCCCGAAGAAAAAGUCAAAGUCAAACAAAGUAUGCAAUCUUAGCUCUGUAGACGGAUACAGCCUAUCAAAUACUGGAGUGUGA